AUCUUCAUAUUCUGUCUUUCUAGUACCAAUACUAAGAAUUCUUAGUACCUUAAACCAUGAAAAUCUCAUACUUCUUUGCCACUUUUGUCGUCGUUUUGUGUCGUCUCAGCGCAAUAAAUUCGCAGUCUCUUGUUCCUGCACUCUUCAUAUUUGGAGACUCAAUUGUUGACGUGGGGAACAACAACAAUCUUGAAACAGUUGUUAAAGCAAAUUUCCCACCCUAUGGAAGAGACUUUGUCAAUCACAAGCCAACUGGGAGAUUCUGUAAUGGAAAACUUGCUUCAGACUUCACUGCUGAAAAUCUUGGAUUUACUUCAUACCCACCAGCUUAUCUCAGCAAGAAUGCUACAGGAAAAAACCUGCUAAUUGGAGCUAACUUCGCUUCUGCUUCCUCUGGUUAUUAUGAUGCCACAGCAAAAAUCUAUAAUACAAUUCCGUUGACCAAGCAACUAGAAUUCUACAAGGAUUAUCAGAAGAAACUGGUAGAAAUUGCAGGGAAAUCCAAUGCUUCAUCAAUAAUUUCUGGUUCAGUAUACCUAAUUAGUUCUGGAAGCAGUGAUUUUGUUCAGAAUUACUACAUUAAUCCUCUUCUCUACGAAGUCUACACAACUGAUCAGUUCUCAGAUAUUCUCCUGCAAUCCUACACAAAAUUCGUACAGGAAUUGUAUAAGUUGGGAGCAAGGAAGAUUGGAGUGACAACAUUGCCACCACUUGGAUGUGUACCAGCAGUGAUUACAAUAUUUGGAAAGGACAGCAAUGACUGUGUGGAAAAAGUAAACAAAGCAGCAAUUUCAUUCAACAAUAAACUGAAUGCAACAUCCCAGAGUUUGCAAAGCAAGCUUUCUGGUCUUAAUCUUGUUGUUUUGGACAUCUACCAACCUCUUUAUGACCUGGUUACAAAGCCUAGUGACAAUGGAUUUUUCGAAUCGAGAAAGGCAUGUUGUGGCACCGGAUUGGUGGAGACAUCUAUAUUAUGCAAUGCAAAGUCCCCGGGAACCUGUAAAAAUGCAACGGAGUAUGUGUUUUGGGAUGGAUUUCAUCCUUCAGAGGCUGCAAAUAAAAUUAUUUCUGAUGACUUGCUUGCUGCUGGCAUUUCCCUCAUCUCCUAAAGAUUUUUUAAACAUUUAAUUUGCUUUUGACGUUCAUUCCUUUAAAGUUUCGUCUUAAAUUUGACAUUUUCCAGUCGUGAGUGAUUAUAGUAAAUGUGAUGUCGAUUGUGAUAAAAUUUAUACUUUUGCAGUAUUGAUUUUUAUAAA
Olea europaea var. sylvestris is the source of this 1256-nucleotide messenger RNA. Its product is annotated as GDSL esterase/lipase At5g22810-like. The record is from RefSeq and is a predicted model, not a curated record. Bases 57 to 1109 code for a protein of 350 amino acids. Gene Ontology annotation, molecular function: hydrolase activity, acting on ester bonds. NCBI's taxonomy places the organism in Eukaryota, Viridiplantae, Streptophyta, Magnoliopsida, Lamiales, Oleaceae. The transcript is spliced from 5 exons.